Molecule: messenger RNA, 2570 nt
Organism: Pangasianodon hypophthalmus (striped catfish)
Lineage: Eukaryota; Metazoa; Chordata; Actinopteri; Siluriformes; Pangasiidae
Gene: dkk1a
Product: dickkopf WNT signaling pathway inhibitor 1a
Exons: 4
Coding region: 507-1583 (358 amino acids)
Biological process (GO): multicellular organism development; negative regulation of canonical Wnt signaling pathway
Cellular component (GO): extracellular region
Molecular function (GO): co-receptor binding; receptor antagonist activity
Source: RefSeq, a predicted model, not a curated record
UGUACAAGAAACUAAGUGUGACUGUAUAGUGACCUAAAGUUUGAAUUUUUUAAAUGUGACUUUAGCCAUUGCUCCACCUAGACCUGGUUAGUAAAUAUGACUCUAAUAACCUUUUGUGUAAAUGGUAAGUUGGGAAGAAGCAUCACUGCACAAAAUGUAGCUACUGGUACUCAAGCAAAUUGACACCAUUCUGCAAAAGUACUUCUUUUUUUUUUCAUGCCUUGCUGUACUGAAUGUCCAGAGCAGCGCCAAAACAUAUACACACAUAUGCGAACUGUCAUGUUAAUACCUUCUAGCUGUUUAGGGGCAGGUAAAGUGGAAUUUAAUGAUAGCCUUUAAAGCCCGCUUUAGGAGAUGCAUCCUAGACUGCGCGUUUGUUUGGGAGGUGCGCUGUUAUUGCGACAGAGAACAAAGCGUGUGUGUGUGUGUGUGUGUGUGUGUGUGUGUGUGUGUGUGUGUGUGUGUGUGUGUGAGAGAGAGAGAGAGAGAGAGAGAGAGAGAGAGAGAUGGUAUCUUUUGAAUUGUCAAUUCUCUGCCCUCAUUACCCGACACAGUUCCACAGUGAGGAGGGGCGGGUGUCCACAAAGUGCACGUGUAUAAAGCCCAUGCCACUCUGCCGCUCUGCACACACGUUUUGUCGGACACUCGGAGGCAUCCUCCUCCCGGACACUGAUCAUCCACUCAUACGGCUUUAUUUUUCCCGCGGCUACUUUGAACACACCGGCGGAUUUAACUCCGUUCAGGAUAUGACCAUGAGGCCGCUCUGGUUGUCUGCAGUCGUAGCUGUGUAUCUCGCUGUAUGCAUCACUGACGCCGGUUCGGCUUCCCGGAACUCCAUCAAGAACCUGCAGCCUGGAGCAGCAGGAAGUCCGGCCGAGCCGGUGAGCGCGAGCCCGCACGCGCCAAAGACAGAGCCGGGAGCCGGAGCGCGCACAGCGCCUCAGAGCUGCGCCGGUGUUUCUCAGUGCGGUGUUGCUGAGUUCUGUUCUCGCGGGAUUUGUCAGCCGUGCCGCAAACGCAGGAAGAGAUGCGCUCGAGAUGCCAUGUGCUGCGCAGGAAACCGCUGCAUUAACGGUGUUUGCCAAGCAGGUGAAGUGAACGCCACUCAGCCUGUCAGCACUACAGUUAGUACUAAGCAGGCUACCGAGGUUCAUGGCAGUCCUACAAGUGCAUUAGGUGACCAAAACAAGACAGUGGUGCCACAGCAGGCUAAAAAGACAAAUGUUGUCUCUCCAAGACCACCGGAACUGCUGAAAGGUAGUGAAGGGGAAACGUGUCUGAGAUCCUCGGACUGCUCCAAGGGUCUGUGCUGUGCUCGUCACUUCUGGUCACGGAUCUGUAAGCCAGUGCUGACUGAGGGCCAGGUGUGCACACGUCACCACCGUAAAGACACUCACAGCCUGGAGAUCUUCCAGCGCUGUGACUGCGGUCAAGGCUUGGUGUGCCGAGCCCAGAAAGAACGAGGGUCAGAAAAACAGCAACAGAGUAUACUGCAGCAGCAACAGCAGCAGCAGCAGCAGCAACAGCCACGCAAAAACAACAACAAAGCUACCAGAAACCUCCACACAUGUCAGCCACACUGAGCCAGCAGGACUUAUUUAGGACAACUGGCUUUUAAUGUGCCCACACUCGUACACAUGCAUAUUCACACACAUUCACAUACAUUCAAUAUCACAUGUGCAUGCAUGGACACACGCAGAAGGGAUACAGGAAAACUGACUCCCUGGAAGGAUGCUCCAUUAAAAGGAUUGAUCAUAUUUUGUGGAUGGAUGCAGAAAAAGCACACCAUGUGGAAGACUGAAUGCAGGACUUUGCUGCUGAAGACUUCUUAUCAGGGUCUUUACAAAGGCAGAAUGAUGUUUCCCUUUAUAAGGGAACUAUAAAUAUUUCUUGCAGUAAAUUACUGUAUUAUACGUGGCACUUAACUGAGCUUAUCAAUUCUGUAAAAGUAGUAUUGUGAGACCAGGUGCUGCAUGACACUAUGCUAAUAAUGUAAAUAUGCAAAUGAUAUGAUUUAUAUUAUUAUUUACAGCGUGAUAUAAAUACCCUAUUUUUAUUUCAAACUUAAUUGUUAAGAUAUUGCUUUUAUUAAACUAUUACAGUUUGACCAGAGAUUGUCUACACAGUCUCACAAGUUCUUCCUGAGACACUGAUUCUUUGGCUGUUCUCAGAGCCAACAAGAGCCUAUGCUAGAUUUCACUUACUUUACUGUAACCCCUUAAAGUCUCAGGACUCAUCAAUGUCUCCAGACUUAAGAUUCCUGACUUUUGUAACUACAUACCUUUUAUUAAUACUUUGACCGUAAUAUUAGGUAAUAACUAAAGAUGAAUAAUGCAAAAUAAUACUAAACAGUACUGAAUAAUAUGCUGAGACUUUAAGGGGGUUAAGUUAAUGCAUAAAUAAAAUAAAUGUCCUUACAAAAAUUGCUAUGUGACUUGAAGCAAGAUGUCUUGCACUGUGUCCAGACUUCACAUGAAAAUUAGACAAACAUACAGUUCUUACAGUUUGACCACAUUGGAACAAUCUGGAUUUUUUUAUGACCUUUGUCUUAAAUAAAUAAAUAAAACAAA